Messenger RNA from Drosophila gunungcola (fruit fly), 2170 nucleotides. RefSeq names its product transcription factor AP-2-epsilon (gene TfAP-2). The transcript is spliced from 8 exons. Gene Ontology annotation, molecular function: RNA polymerase II transcription regulatory region sequence-specific DNA binding; DNA-binding transcription factor activity, RNA polymerase II-specific. The record is from RefSeq and is a predicted model, not a curated record. The coding region runs from base 524 to 1939 and encodes 471 amino acids. Gene Ontology annotation, cellular component: nucleus. Gene Ontology annotation, biological process: regulation of cell population proliferation; anatomical structure development; regulation of transcription by RNA polymerase II. NCBI's taxonomy places the organism in Eukaryota, Metazoa, Arthropoda, Insecta, Diptera, Drosophilidae.
AGCAGCAGCAGCCGUAGCAGCAGCAGCAGCAGCGGCAACAUCGCACAUCCCCCGAAGGUUUUUGCGUCCAACCAGAAAAUCCAAAUUCAGUCGAGAACUACGUCUGGUGGCUGCGCAAAGGCGGAAUUUCGUUUGCGGGUCUCUCGCUUAAUUAACCGAACCGAACCGAAAACCGUACCGAAACCGCUCCGUUCCGUUCCGUACCGAACCGAUCAGCACAAUCGAUAACAAUCGUGGAUCUAUAAUAUAAAUCUGAACAGCAAUAACAAUUUAAAACGCUUCUAUUGUCUAUCAAACGGUUGUAGUGUUUAGUGUACAUAGCGGCGGAUACGUAACUCUAAAUCUAACUCACAAGCACCCACAGUUGCCUUAACCAGUGCCAAAAAUCGUAAAUACUUAAAUACUUACUUAGUGAUCGUACCUGUUUUUCGCAUCUCAACUGGCAUCCCAAGUGUUCAAAAAAGAAAACCUAUGCCCUCUAUCUAAUUGAAAUUGCCACACAGCACAGUUUAUUUGGAUCAAAAUGCACAUUCUACAUCGCACCAACGAGCAUCAGUUCGAGGAUCAGAAGUUCAUGAUGGAACGCCUCAGCGGACAUGGGAGUCUAGGGCUGUCCAGCGGCAGUGCGGCGUACACAACGCAUUCCGGAGGACACACGGGGCGCAGCGGACCGGCCACGGGGCACAGUGGGCACAGUAGCACCCAUGGCUCGGCGGCCACCAUGCACCACCAGUCGCUGCAGUCCGACUUCCAGCCGCCCUACUUUCCGCCCCCCUUCCACCACUCCACGCAGAGUCCGCCCCAGCAACAGAUAUCCGGCUACUUGCAGAACCACGGCGCACUCGAGUACUUGGGCACGGACCCGUACGGCCAGCCCCUCUCCUCGCUGCACCACGCCCCACUGCACCACUACAACCAGUUGGCGGGACUGCGGUCCACGCAGGACCAACUGGGCAUCCACAGGACCCACAGAGAGGCUGAGCUGCAGGGACAUGUUACACAACUGUCUCACGGAUUUCCAUAUACGGAUAGAAGAAGCGACUACGGUAGUGCAAUAUCGGCGGGAGCUGCCCAUGGAACCAGACUUGGACAUGAACACGAAUCCCUGGCGUUGCAUCAAGCCCUUCAGAAUGCUGUCGAUGAUGUCCAAGCUCCUGCCCUCGACGAUAACGUGGCGUUUAUGUCAGACUUGCCGCUUAUAAAGAGCAUGAAAAGCGGAAAAGAAGCCGGGAACAUUGGAUCGGGUUCGCCCAGCGAGGUAUUCUGUGCUGUUCCUGGUCGCCUUAGUCUCCUAUCGAGCACCUCGAAAUACAAGGUCACCAUAGCCGAAGUGCAGCGGCGUCUGUCGCCACCAGAGUGUUUGAACGCCUCCCUGCUGGGCGGAGUGCUUCGAAGGGCCAAGAGCAAGAACGGAGGUCGCCUGCUGAGGGAGAAGCUGGAGAAGAUCGGCCUCAACUUGCCGGCCGGCAGGCGAAAAGCGGCCAACGUAACGCUACUCACAUCCUUGGUGGAGGGGGAGGCCACGCACCUGGCCAAGGACUUCCACUUCGUGUGCGAAACCGAAUUCCCCGCCAGGCAGCUGGCCGAGUACAUCGUGCGGCACCAAACGGAGCCACAGGACUCGUACCGCCGAAAAGAGCUCAUUCUCCACUCCCAGCAGAUUACAAAAGAGCUAAUGCAGAUCUUAAGUCAAGAUCGGACGACACAUUUUGGCACGAGAUCCCAGCACUUGUUGGAGCCAUCGAUGCAACGCCACCUAACACAUUUCUCCUUAAUAACGCACGGCUUCGGAUCGCCCGCAAUUAUGGCUGUUCUGCAUGCUUUCCAGACAUUCUUGAAUGAAUCAUUAAACUAUUUGGAAAAGCUGUAUCCUUCCAACGGUGGCGGGAUGGUGUCGUCAUCGUUGGAUAAAAGUAAAAUUGACAACGAAAAAAAAUGAUAGGCUAUGUUGUAUAUUGCCGCAGAAUAAAGCAAGCCGUAAUUUAAGAUUAACUUUCCAUACAUUAGGUACAACGUCGAUAAAAAUAAUAAAAUUCCUGUAAAUUAAUUUAUUUAGUUAAGUGUAAAUUAUUGGACAUUUUGUAUAUCUAUAACUGUAAUUUGAAUGUACAAUAUUCAAAUAUAUUAUAUUAAAUACGUAUAAUUUAUUUAACUUAGAAAAAUACAUCGA